UUUAUCACAACCUGUCAAAAGUGUCAAAUUACGAAUUUCUUUCUUAUUUUCAGCUAAAAAACGCACUAAACAAUCAUGAAAACGUGAAAUUUGCCGAGUUUCAAACACAAAAAUGGAGAAAAACGGCGUUAUUUUCCACCCAAUCAUAAGUUCGAUUCAAAAAAUCGCCUUAUAUGAGACCAAAUCGAAAUACUAUUUGGUUGGCUCCAACAACACCCAAACCCGAUUUCGAGUCCUUAAAAUCGAUCGUCAAGAAGCCAAAGACUUGAAAAUCUGCGACGACAAAGUUGAAUACACGGAGAAGGAAAUCCACGAUCUUGUCGACAUGAUCGAUUCCGGUAAUCGCCAAAGAUCAUCAUCGACAAAUAGUGGUUUUUCGAAAGUGAUUUCCUCAUUCGGGAUUGUUGGUUUUAUUCGAUUCCUUGAAGGCUAUUACAUUAUUUUGAUAACAAAACGACGCAAAGUCGCCGUGAUUGGCUACCACACAAUCUACAAAAUCGAAGACACUUCCAUGAUCUACAUCCCUCAUGAAUCCAUCCGUUUUGUGCACCCUGACGAACCUCGUUAUGUGAAAAUGUUCCAAAACAUCGACUUGGCGAGCAAUUUUUACUUCAGUUAUAGCUACGACCUCACACACACCCUUCAACAUAACCUCACAACUCCGAAACAACUCAUGCACAACCCUCUAACCACACUUAGCCAAUCCGAUUACGGCAUUCGCUCCAAACCACGCCUUAAAUUCGUCUGGAACACCCACCUUCUCACACCCGAACUACACCCUGAUUGGUUAUUGUACAUCACGCACGGUUUCAUCGGCCAAUCAAACAUCAACGUUUUCGGACGUUCGGUUUACGUCACACUAAUCGCACGACGUUCAGCUAAAUACGCCGGUACGAGAUUUUUGAAACGUGGCGCGAAUUUCCAAGGUGACGUGGCGAAUGAAGUUGAAACCGAACAAAUGGUACAUGAUUCGGGGGUUUCCUCAUUUAGUCAAAGUCGUUUUACGUCAUUUGUACAAAUGAGGGGGUCCAUACCGGGACAUUGGCGACAAGAUAUGGGCAAAAUGGUGGCGAAACCUGCCAUCACUAUGGACUUGUAUGAUCCAUAUGCUGAAACAGCUGGGGCACAUUUUAACGAACUUUUGAAACGUUAUGGGGCCCCUAUUAUCAUACUUAACCUAGUCAAACAAAGAGAGAAAAAAAAACAAGAACGGUUACUUAGCGACGAACUUAAUACAGCUGUCAAAUAUCUUAAUCAAUUUCUCCCACCCGAGUAUCAAAUCAUUUAUAAAACAUUCGACAUGGCGAGAAAAAACAAAGGAAAUAACACUAAUGUGAUGGGGCAUUUAGCAGAAAUUGCGAAAAAUGCCGUCAUGAAAACCGGUUUUUUUCAUAACCAACAAAAAUACUACGCACAGAAAAGUAGUACACUUGUUGGGGGGCAUAAUACCGAGCAUGGUAGCGUCCAAACCGGCAUAAUACGUACGAAUUGUGUCGAUUGUCUUGAUCGGACGAAUACGGCCCAAUUUGCAAUUGGUAAAUGUGUACUUGGGUACCAAUUAUGUGCACUUGGUAUUUUGGACUCGCCAAAUCUCGAAUUCGAUACGGAUUGUGUCCGAAUGUUGGAAUGCCUCUAUGAGGAUCAUGGUGAUACACUUGCAUUACAAUAUGGGGGCUCCCAAUUAGUACACAGGAUUAAAACGUAUCGUAAAACAGCCCCAUGGACGUCACAAGGCAAUGACAUUAUGCAAACUUUAAGUCGUUACUAUAGUAAUACAUUUUCGGAUGCGGAAAAACAAAAUACGAUCAAUUUAUUUUUGGGGAUUUUUAUUCCCGAUGAAACUAAACCUCAAAUUUGGGACUACACGUCCGAUUAUUAUUUUCAUCAUAAACCGAUAGUUUAUAGUAAUAAAUCGUUGACGCAAUGGUGGGACUCACAAGUCCUAAAAUGCCUUCCUUAUGCCUAUAAUGACAUGACUAAGGCAUGUUCUGAACUCAUACAAGUCCAUUCAAAGGACGCUGAAAUGAUCGAUGCCUACUCUGAUUAUCAUAAACCGUACGAAUUGAGUGUAUUAAAUGACGUUUAUGCGUUUAAAAUCAGUAAUUCAGUGCGUGAUUUUAUGCCAAAUUGUACUACCGAUUAUAGUCCUUUUAUAAUACGGAUAAGGCCAGUGAGACGAAGAGAGGAGAAUUUGAAUAAAGGUUUAGCAAUGAAAAAUCCUUCGGUUACUGGUCAAAGUUCGACGAGUUCAGCAGCGUCCAGUUCGAGUUCAGAUGUUGAUUCAUGCGAUGAUGAGGAUAGUACGUACACGAAUGAGUCCCAAGGGACUACUUCGAAGGAAAGUAGUCCUGAACCCAUCACUUUUAAGGCACUUUUUCCAUCAAUGAAGGAAAUUUAUGGGACGCAACUUGUCACUCCCAAGAAAAACGACAUUGGGGUGUAUAAAAAGUAUGUUUUAAUUGGGAAAAAAGCAAACGGGACGGCGAAAAACACAAAUACACUUCUCUCAUUGUCACUUUUUAAACCUCAAAGCAAGUUUUUAGAGGAUUCUUCGGUUCAAGUGAAAGCACCAAAAGUCGAUAAAAGAUCGAUCCAGAUCUAUCAGAAUUAUAUUAAUGUUGGGAUUAACGGUGGAACGGAACCGAAAGCCUCAGAUUUAGCACUGUAUCAAAAAUAUGCUAGUUUUAAAUAAAUUAUUUG
Messenger RNA from Tribolium madens (black flour beetle), 2700 nucleotides. It is a transcript of the gene FIG4, whose product is annotated as polyphosphoinositide phosphatase. The record is from RefSeq and is a predicted model, not a curated record. Gene Ontology annotation, biological process: phosphatidylinositol dephosphorylation. Bases 113 to 2692 code for a protein of 859 amino acids. The transcript is spliced from 5 exons. Gene Ontology annotation, cellular component: intracellular membrane-bounded organelle. Lineage: Eukaryota; Metazoa; Arthropoda; Insecta; Coleoptera; Tenebrionidae. Gene Ontology annotation, molecular function: phosphatidylinositol-3,5-bisphosphate 5-phosphatase activity.